Molecule: messenger RNA, 2048 nt
Organism: Danaus plexippus (monarch butterfly)
Lineage: Eukaryota; Metazoa; Arthropoda; Insecta; Lepidoptera; Nymphalidae
Exons: 13
Coding region: 103-2028 (641 amino acids)
Source: RefSeq, a predicted model, not a curated record
AAGUUGCACGGCCGUUAGACUUUCAAAGUUUGAAUAUGUCAAAGUUGAUCCAAAGUUUAUGUUUUCAAUAUUAAUAAUUCAAAGUUUGACUCCUUAUACAAAAUGAAUGAUAAACUUAGCUGUGAUAAAGUGCCACAAAAAUUUUCAGAAUGGCUUCUUGGUAUGGGUUGUCCCGCGGAAAAAGUACCUUCUAUCGAAAAGAUGUCUCAAAUGUGCAGAGGCCAGUACUACAUGGUAUGGCGAAGUCUUAUGGAACACCUGGAGGCUAAAGAUUCAAUACGAGAAAAAAGGUUGCAGGUCUUUUGUGACGAUAUCAAAAUGUGUCGGGAGAAGUAUUUAUUUAAAGAGCAUGGAUCGAAUAUAAUCGUGCCAGAGGAGCUAAAAGUAUGGCGGCAGCAAAAGGAUAUUAAACAACAAGUUGACGAAGCAGAAUACAGAAUAGCACAAAAAAUAAAAAUACAAAAGGAACUUCAGAACAAAAUUAUGUGCAAAAUUAAUCAACAGAAUCACAUACAGCAGCAGAUCAAGGAUCUUCAGAGACGUAAUUGGUUACUGCAACAGGUUGCAAACGAUCUGACCAAUAAGAAGAUAAAUCUGGAUGAAACCAAGAGCAUAUCUGAUUCAUUGUGCAGUUAUGUCGAUGCUGGUGAUGUGAAGGAUAAAUUGGACAAAUGUCUAUCUUCAGCAGUAACCCAGCAAUUUCCACUCUCUAAUGCGGUGGCCAGUUCAUCAUUAGUUUCCCAGGAACAUGAAAAUGCUGAAAGAGAUGAAAACAUAAAGAUACUAGUAAAAUGCCGCGGCGAUGUCCUGUGGCCGCAUCUGUACGAAAAGCGUGCUUCGUUAGUGGAAAAACUAGCCUCCGAAAACACAAAACAACACCAUGAUAUUAUUGCCAACAAGAUAACUCCCCAAACAAUAUUGGCCCAUACCGCGGCUCUGCACGCGUCUUUGUCUCUGCAAGCGAUGAAAAACAAGCUACAGCUGCAGCACACCAGGGAGAGGUUCGCAGCGGCUAUAGACGAUCUUAACAACUAUAUAUCAGGUGAAUCGUGCGAGCUUCUUGUAUUGAGAUGUGAGAAGGCGAGGUCGGAGGCUAGAGUGAAAUCACUCAAAUCACUCUUGACUGAGUUAAGUGAGGGCAGCGGAGUGUUCAGUGUUCAGGGACACGGUGACAACAUGGAGGCAACACCGAAAGAAAUCGCUAGUAUUGAUAAGUGUAUUGUCUAUAGCAGAGACAAACUGAAAUUGUUGAUAUCAACGUUGGUUACCACCGAGAGGAAGAUUAAUAACAUCAAGGAGUGUCUGGUCGGCGUUUUCAAGUCAUUUCAUAGUGAUGGCGCUGUAGAUGAAGUGUUCAGAGGGGUCCUGCUAGAUUUCCCUAAAGAACCGAUGCCAAUCUUAAAACAGUUCUUCACGGACAGAUGUGGGCCGCUCAAAGAUGACACCCUCAGCAUGGAGUUAGAGGUCUCGGACUGUUCAUACGGUGAAGCUAUCGAUUCGAGUCCAAGAUUUGUGGACGAAUUAAAAAUUUACUUGAAAAAGUUCAAUUUGGAGAACAACAGGAAACUUGUAUUGGACGACGGUGAAAAGAUCUGGUCGUUUGAAACUAACAGAGUUCUAUACUCAAAACUGAUCAAUGUUUUGUCGGUUAGUGACCUAACUAUUCUCUACCCACCGUUACUCCCCGGACGAGCUUUCAAACAGUUGAUCGAUGAUGUACACGAAAUUAAUGUAUUGGAGAGUCUCAUUAAAGACUUCAAUGCCAAAGAAGUAUCAGCUUUUAAUAUAGAUAUAAAAUCAAUAAUAACGAAAGAAGAAAAUGCAUCGGACAAAAUAAAGAAGAGCCUAUCGGAAAAUUCAAAUUUGUUGGCCAAAAUAAACAAAACUCUGGAUUCUAGUCGCGAGGAUCUGUUGUUCUGGUCUGAAUCGAACUUGAAGAGGUUCAUCUCGGACAAUAGAUCGGUCGCCGGGAAAACUUACAAAGAAUACGAAACAUUGUACUUGGAAAGUAUUGCAUUAAAUUCGUGAACGCAUACGCGGGAACAAAA